Messenger RNA from Rhincodon typus (whale shark), 1805 nucleotides. It is a transcript of the gene ccna1, whose product is annotated as cyclin A1. Gene Ontology annotation, molecular function: cyclin-dependent protein serine/threonine kinase regulator activity. Gene Ontology annotation, cellular component: cyclin A2-CDK2 complex; cytoplasm; nucleus. Gene Ontology annotation, biological process: regulation of cyclin-dependent protein serine/threonine kinase activity; mitotic cell cycle phase transition. The record is from RefSeq and is a predicted model, not a curated record. Lineage: Eukaryota; Metazoa; Chordata; Chondrichthyes; Orectolobiformes; Rhincodontidae. Bases 159 to 1517 code for a protein of 452 amino acids. The transcript is spliced from 9 exons.
GAGCUGCUUCUCGCCCGGAGACUAAUUAGAGUCACUCCGCUAUAUAGGCUGGCUUCAGGCAAGCUCUUACACACUUAUAAGUGUGAUCUGAGAAGCUAUUGCUUGGAGCUGAACGGGGAAAAUUGUGCGAGCUACUUUUUUUUGGUGCUGUUUAAUUUAUGUAUGUAGCCACCAUGUACAGGAGUAAUUCUGCUGCUGUCAAGCGCAAUGCUAAUCAAGAAAAUCAACAUCUUGUCCCGCAGAUGGGCCCAGUUAGCCAAAAGCAAAGGACUGUUUUAGGGGUGCUAAAUGAGAAUGACCAGCAGAGGCGUUUACUUUCUCAGGUUUCCGCGAAAGCUUGCGGCACAGUUGCAGUGGGGACUGACGAUGGGUUCACUUCGGCGAAGGGCUGCAGCACUCUCCCGGAAUGUCCGGCUACUUUUGUGUCCAACCCGAACUUCAACAUUUAUAUGGAGGAUGAAGUCCAAGAUGAAGUCGAAGUCUCUGAAUGUAACGUGACCUCUGAACUGGAAUCUAAACUUGGAGAAGUUGGCAAUAUCUCCAAACCAGUAGACGACUAUUGUCUGUUCUUGGAUCUGAGUGAAGUCUCGCCUAUGCUAGUAGAUUCAUCAAUGCGCUCGCAGCGUUCACAUGAAGAUUCGCAUCUACACGUAGAUUACCUCGCCGUGGAAGGAUAUGCAGAAGACAUUUAUCGGUACCUCCGAGAGGCCGAAGAGAAAUGCAGACCGAAAUUUGGGUACAUGAAGAAGCAGCCAGAUAUAACGCACAGUAUGCGCUCAAUUCUCGUGGAUUGGCUGGUUGAAGUUGGUGAGGAGUACAACCUACAAACUGAGACGUUGUACUUAGCAAUAAAUUACCUGGACAGAUUCCUGUCGUGUAUGUCAGUCCUGAGGGGAAAGCUGCAACUGGUGGGCACAGCAGCUAUGCUGAUAGCAUCGAAAUACGAAGAAAUCUAUCCCCCCGAAAUAGAUGAGUUUGUCUACAUAACAGAUGACACCUACACAAAAAAACAACUCUUGCGCAUGGAGCAUCUCCUACUCAAGGUGUUGAGCUUUGACAUGACUGUUCCAACAGUUAACCAGUUCCUAACGCAGUUUUUGAAGGAGGAAGGGAUCGAUGGACAAAUGGUUGGAGUUCGACUCGGAAAUUCCGAGAUUUGGAAGAUUCUCAACAAGAGGCAAUUCAUUUGGUACAUAGCUGAGCUGAGUCUAUUAGAAGCUGAUGUAUGUCUGAAGUAUGCACCCUCACUAAUGGCAGCAGCUGCAUAUUGCUUGGCAAACUACACAAUCAACAAUGCAUUUUGGCCUCAGUCUCUCGCUACAUUUAGCGGAUACUCAUUGGUGGAUAUUGUACCUUGCCUGCAUGAUAUGCACAAGACCUUUCUCCAAGCCAAACUGCAACCACAACAAGCCAUUAAGGAAAAAUACAGGAGCUCCAAGUAUCUGAGAAUUUCUCUCAUUGAGCCUCCAGCAACCUUGCCUCUGCAUGUGCUGAUUUCAAGUGCCAUUCAAGGAUGAAAAUUGAACACAUCAUAUUAAAAGUACAGCACUAACACUAUGAAGGACUGAACUGGUCACAAACACUUGAAGGACUGCUGCUAACCAACUCCAUGGCUGACUGCAGUUGGACUGUGACCCUGUUUUAACUUUUUAAGGUGCAAUUUUAAGCUACAGUAUUAAAUUUUAGACUUUAUUUAUAAGGAAUUCAAAAAUUAACUUUGUAAGCUCAGGUAGUGACGGCUCAAAUGCCAUGUACUGAUUCAGGAACCAUUUUAAAUGCUAUUUGCAUUUAUCACUGACAUUAUG